Molecule: messenger RNA, 1835 nt
Organism: Dermacentor andersoni
Lineage: Eukaryota; Metazoa; Arthropoda; Arachnida; Ixodida; Ixodidae
Biological process (GO): activation of innate immune response
Molecular function (GO): RNA binding; zinc ion binding; double-stranded DNA binding
Source: RefSeq, a predicted model, not a curated record
AAGAAUAAACAGCACAGAGCAAAAGGAGCGAAGGAGGAAAGCGAGCUGCCUGAUCAGAUAUGGCAUGAACGCAGGAUGACGUCAUGCCUUAGUGGAGGUGAGGUAAAUGUGCGCGAGAGCCAGUGAUGUUUUUAAGCGUCGCCCAAGUGUAACACAAGGGCUUUUCGUUAAUGAAUUUGCCAGCCAUCAAUGAAGGGCGGCAAAGACGUAGGUUCACCGCGCAGUCCAGACGACAACCUAGUCCCUUUCUGUUUAAAAGUUGAGUUGCAGUCUUAAGCUACACGUUUUCGGCACCGCACCGACGUCGAGCUACCGAUGGACUUUCAACGCAAUACAUGGCACGAGCGUUUGUAGCUGCGCGCGUCUCAACGCUUACUUUUUUCUUUUUCUUUUUUUUACAGGGGCCUUCGUGGCACGCGGCGAUGCGCACUACCCUUCCAAGGCGUUUCGCGACUAAUCCGCUAGGCCUGGGCGCAUGCGCCGUCGCAACAUGAAAGGGGCAGAUUCGCUUCAGGCGAAAAGGGAACAAAGGGAUUCCAGUGAAGUUAAGAGGGAGAAAGCGUUCCCGCACUCAAAACUCGAUGUUAACCUUCCAAAUGUCACCGAAGUCGUGGCGCAAUCAAUUCCACUUCCGUCUGUCGAAGAGAGCGGACGUGGUUAUCUUGUGCUCCGAUGGGGCGGUGUUUGCGGCAAUGAAUAGCCGCGGUAACAGGAAUGCGACGCCUGCUGAACGUGAAGAUUACGAGGUCAUCUUGCCUACAUUGCCUACAGGUCGUACAGUAUUGAAUACCAUAUUUUUACAUGCCGAUAUUCGGGCCAGGCCUUACCGAGUUGAAGACUUCAGGGAUACGUUGGACCGUCUGGCAUUGCUCCCUGAGGUGCUAGCCCUGGGGGCGUACCAGAUGAGUCACGUAUGGGCCGUCACCUUCAAGAAUGCGGAAGGCGUGAAGAAGGCUCUGACCAUCGGUGAAAUGAAGGUGAAGGGUCGCCGCUGUGUUAUAGUUGACCCGGCGAACCAAGCCCUACGCCUGAAGUUGCACUGGCUGCUUUUCAAUGUUCCCGAUGAAGAUGUACGUGAAGCACUAGCCAUGUUUGGGACGGUAACAGAUGUCGUGAAAGAAAAGUGGCGUGGGAAUGGCAUCCACGAGAAAAGUACGACGACGCGGACGGUGAGCAUUAGGCUACAUCCAAGUGUCAAGGUUGACGACCUCCCACACCAGCUUCGUGUUGGUGGGGAACUGGCGCUGCUAAUUGCGCCAGGAAGAGCACCAGUGUGUUUGCGCUGUCACACCGCGGGACAUAUACGACGCGACUGCCGUGUCCCUCGAUGUGCUCGGUGCCGUCGUUUUGGGCAUGACGAGAGUUCGUGUGUGAAGAAGUACGCAAGUGUAACAGGACCAGUUGGAAAAACUGACGCAGCAGAGCUCGUCAUGGACGAAGCCGACGCGGAAGAAGCUGCAGGAACGUCGAGUCAAGUGACUCAAAAGGAGAUGCCCUCGUAUCCGCAAGAAAAUGAACAGCAAGGAGACCAUAGCCUUGUAGAAAAGCCCGACGUGAGGGAAGUGCCUGAAAAGACAAGUGUGGGCGCAGAAUACGGUGAACCUUCAAAGGAUCCAGCGAGCCAACACACGGAAAGCAUGGACGUCACGGUACAAUCCACCGGAGGCGCAGUCGGCAAACGAGGACGCGAAGCUACAACGGACGAGGCGGACAGACAAGACGUCGUUGGAUCUGUGGAACCACCAACGAAAACGGCGGUGACUCGACGCGCGUCAUUGAAGCCCAAGCCCAACGUUCCACCAGACAGAAAAGCGGUGUUGAAACCGUCAACGUAG